CACACACACGAAUGUGCAAAAUUUUCGUUUUUCACCUAAGUACACCACUUAAUAUAUCCCAGUCAUUACUUUACUCUGCCACAACCACGAAUGUGAUAGGAGGCUAAGAGAUGGUGGGGUGGACAUGUGCACUUUCACGGAAGUCAGUCUGCUUUGUUCACUUGUAAUGCGUGCUUCGCGAAUGUACCACAUUCGUGUUUGUGGCAGUGUAGUAAUUUAGUUAACCGGCGAAGUGCAUAUCGCGAAAGUGACACUAUCGUGUUUGUGGCGGUGUAGAUUUUGCAUUUCUUUUACAUUCGUUGUUUUGUUUUUACUAAACAUUUCUCAGUUUUAUGUGUAAAAAUGAACGCCCGCACAGCUAAAAUAUUUAAAAACUUAAGUGAGUCACGUCUGGAUUCACCAAAACAGCAUGAACAGCAGAUCUCAAAGAAAACGAAUGACGAAUACGACACCCAACAAAAAAAUGAACCCGGAACAUCAAACGUUUUUGCUUCUAUACCAAAUAAUGAAGAAAUACUGUGUCCAACGGUUUUAGAGAACCAACUAGAAACACAACCUCUAGUAGAGAUUUCCGGCAACUCCAGUAGGGGACUGACGUUCCAUAGCGAACUAGAUUCAAACAAGAGUAACUCUUCAUCAGAUAACUAUAAUCCUGAAGAGGACUCAACUUCUAGCAGUUUUUCCAGCUCUACUUGUUCGAGCUCUAGCGAUACAUCAGAGUCAGAGGAUCAAAAUGAAAUGAAGAAAAUAAAUUAAGUAAGUUAUUUAUAAAGGUUUGGUUUGGAGUUGGAGUCCAGCCAACCUAAAAAGGGGACAUUAAAUGGUGGCCGGUUAAAAUUUGCACUGGCAAAUUUUUUGUGUAGUUACAAUACACAAAGAUAUUUUUUUAAAAAUUAAUAGACAAUCCACAAUUACGGGCCAAUUU
This is a messenger RNA of Sitophilus oryzae (rice weevil), 925 nucleotides long. RefSeq names its product dentin sialophosphoprotein-like. The transcript is spliced from 3 exons. The record is from RefSeq and is a predicted model, not a curated record. Bases 343 to 756 code for a protein of 137 amino acids. NCBI's taxonomy places the organism in Eukaryota, Metazoa, Arthropoda, Insecta, Coleoptera, Curculionidae.